Zygosaccharomyces rouxii is the source of this 2547-nucleotide messenger RNA. It is a transcript of the gene SBE22, whose product is annotated as Sbe22p. The record is from RefSeq and is a predicted model, not a curated record. The transcript has a single exon. Lineage: Eukaryota; Fungi; Ascomycota; Saccharomycetes; Saccharomycetales; Saccharomycetaceae. Gene Ontology annotation, biological process: fungal-type cell wall organization. The coding region runs from base 1 to 2547 and encodes 848 amino acids.
AUGACUUCGAAGUUAGAAACUUUAAGAGAGGUUAGUCCACCCGAUCUCACAAGAGAUCUGAAGAAUAAUUCCACUACCGGUACGACCAAUAGCAGCACCGGCACCAAUAAUAAUAAGAUGGUUGGGUUGGGUCUUGGUAGGAGGCCCAGUGAUAAUUUAUUGUUGAACAUGACAGCUUUAGAGGGAUUAGAUCUAAAUGAAAAAGAUUUUUCCGCAUUAUCAACACCACCACCAAAGAAAAAUUUCAUUCAGAAGAGUGAAAGACCGAUUUCAAAUGAUUCGAUCGCAACACGUACAACGGAAUUGUUUAGUGCCACCUCAUCAGAUGUUAAUAGUGGAUCUUCAUCAAUUGAUAAUGAGCAGGAUAUAAAGGAAAGGACUGCUGAAACUAUUGUACCAACGAUGGAUCAAGAAGUUUCACAAGCUGACGAAUCAAUGGUUUCCACAGAUGGUGAUGACAGUCAUAACUCACCACCACGUCCCUUUUUACAACAACAACAACAACAACAUCAUCAUCAUCAACAACAACAUCAUCAAGAGCCUCAAAAACCAAUACUGCCCCCAACGCAGCAACAGCAAAGAAACCAAUACAUUUUUAGCAAUGGUAACAGGGCAAAGUCGCAGGUUGCACUAAGGCCACCCCCAUUACAUCGAGAAAUGAUGGAAAUGGCACAACCACCUCAAGUACCGAUGGGACCAUCAUUAUAUGGCCAUUCGAAUAGUACGUCUGCUAUCUUACCGAACAAAACACCUCUAACACCAUCUCAAAGGUAUAGGUUGCGCAAAGCUCAGAAUGAAAGUGCUUUGCGCAAAUCAAUUCGUAAGAAGGAGAAAUUUUAUGAUGAACAAGAAACAAACUCUCAACUGAAAAAUGAUAAUUUUGACGCUUCACUGGUUUGGAACGUCCCAAUGGCAUCCUUUUCUAAUAGUUCAUUUCUGGAGGUUGCCGAUUUACAAGUAGGUCAUCACAACCAUCACAACCCUCAUCCUCAUAACCAUCCGCAUAACCAUAAUAUUCAUAAUAUGAACAAGAAUACGAAUAACACUAAUCCUCAUCGAACAAACAAUCGGUCUAAGCACACCAGAAAUUUGUCUGAUCCAUUCCAUGAAAAUAGUAAUAAAUCAAUGACAUCAAAUGGUGCUGGUAACAAUAAAAUACAUCCUCAUCAUCACAGUUAUCCAAAAGGUUUACCACAACCAGGCGCCAACUUAUCAUUUUUAAAUUUUUAUGAUAUGCCCACUUCACCAAUACCAGGUCUUAGUAAAACAAGUGAUUUCGAGUACAUGCAGCAGACAAGUUCCAAUUUAACAAACAUUUAUGAAAAUAGCUCCCAUAAUUUAUCAAAAAGCAAACUUACUGAAAGGACGGCAUCAACAGAUUUUUUACCCUUAGAAUUUAAAACUGCAAGCGAUCUCGGAUUUGAAGACUUACUAUUGGUCAGUGAAAAUAAACUAGAAGUGACAUCGCAUUCAAGGCCAAGUUGGUUACCUCCAAAAAGUCCAGAAGAAAGGAAAAUGCAUGAGGAACAAAUCUCGAAAUCGACAAGUAUGGCAUCGAUCGAACAAUUGGAUAGAAAUAAAGAAAAGGAAGGAAGAAUCAUUAAAAAUGAAACCAAUAGGCAGAAGUACGUUCUUUUACUAGAUAGAGGUAUUACACGCAAUUCCUCUUUACAAAGUCUAAGGAAAAUCGUUUGGGAAACCGCAUUGACUGAUGAAGUUCGUUAUAACGUUUACGAUGAAGUUUUGCAAAGUGACGCUCGUGCAGUGACGGCUCAUUAUUUAGAACCAUACCAAGAUAUGAUGGAUUUAUUGAAUAAAAUGGAUUUCCCAACUGCAAAGGAAAAAGAGAUAGAACAAUUGAUAGACAGUGGUGUUCGUAAUAAGUUGUCAGGUCAACAAGACGAAAUUUCACCAGAAUUAUUGCUGAUGUUAAAACUAAAAUCAAUCUCAAGACAAGGUUUACAACCGGGUGAUGAGUUACUUUUCCAUCAUUUCUUACAGAGUAAUUCAUUUACCGAUUUACAACAAGUUUGGGAAAUGGGCAAUUUGGUCCAAAUGAUAUGUUUUAAUGAUAUUUGCAAAGAAAAAUACGAUUCCCGUAUCUUGAAUCCAAGAGGUAUUGUUGCACACUACUUGCUAAGAUCGGACGAUUUUAAGGAGGAGUUUAAUGCAACCGCAUUGAACUCUACAACCUGGUGGAACGUACUACAACGUGUAAGUCAUAAACUAUUCAUGUGGAUAAUUGACAUUAUCGUGGUUGCCAACAAUCAAUGCUUUAAGAAGUACCCAAUAGUAAAGGAAGAUUUCCAAGGUAAGAGUUGGGAAUACUACCGUUCCAAACGUGUAGUAAACAAUUACAAGAUUUUACUGGCAUUUGCUCUUAACGUUUUACUGAAUUACCACUUUGGAUUUAACGAUUUAAAACUACUUUCAAGUCUUGACGAUCCAAAUUUUGCCAUACCGAUGCCCCUAGAUCAUUUGCUGGAUGCCGACGCCAUUAAUUCGAUGUUUAUUCGUAAAUGGCUUCAUUACUACAAAAAGUUUUAA